GGGGGUGGGUCGGGAGGAGACACCCACCGCUUCGGGCACCUCCUCCCGGCUGCGCUACGGAGGAGGCCGCUGCCUGAGCCGGCGACGGCGGAGCUGGCGUGGCGGGAAAUGGCGGCCGGGUUGGGCUGAGCCGAGCUGAGGGGGAACGAGAGCCGCACCAUGAGGCUGCUGCGAGCCCUGCUGCGCGCCGCCUCCCCGGGCAGCAUCCCGCAGCAGGUGGACUUCUACUCGCGCUUCUCCCCCUCGCCGCUUUCCAUGAAACAGUUUUUGGACUUCGGAUCUGAAAAUGCUUGCGAAAAGACUUCAUUUAUGUUUCUGCGACAAGAAUUGCCUGUGAGGCUGGCAAACAUAAUGAAGGAAAUAAGCCUGCUUCCAGAUAACCUCCUAAGAACACCUUCAGUUCAACUGGUGCAGAGCUGGUAUGUCCAAAGUCUUCAGGAAAUUCUUGACUUUAAGGACAAAAGCUCAGAAGAUUCAGGGGCUAUUCAUAGUUUUACAGACACUGUGAUAAAAAUCCGGAAUCGACAUAACGAUGUAAUUCCUACGAUGGCUCAAGGAGUGAUAGAGUACAAGGAAAGCUUUGGCAUUGAUCCAGUGACCUCACAGAAUGUGCAGUACUUUUUAGACCGUUUCUACAUGAGUCGCAUUUCAAUUAGAAUGCUCCUCAAUCAACACUCUUUACUGUUUGGUGGGAAAAUUAAUCCAGCUCAUCCAAAACACAUUGGAAGCAUUGAUCCUACCUGCAACGUUGUGGAAGUUAUUAGAGAUGGCUACGAAAGUGCCAAGAGCCUUUGUGACUUAUAUUACAUGAGCUCUCCAGAACUCAUCCUUGAAGAGUUGAACAAUAAAUCACCGGGACAGCCCAUGCAAGUGGUGUAUGUGCCAUCACAUCUCUAUCACAUGGUUUUUGAACUCUUCAAGAAUGCAAUGAGAGCCACCAUGGAACACAAUGCUGAUCGAUGUGUUUAUCCUCCAAUUCACGUGCACGUCGCACUGGGGAAUGAGGACUUAACUGUGAAGAUGAGUGAUCGUGGUGGAGGUGUUCCCAUGAGGAAAAUCGAUAGACUGUUCAACUAUAUGUAUUCAACAGCACCACGUCCCCGUGUUGAGACGUCACGAGCUACGCCUUUGGCUGGAUUUGGUUAUGGCUUACCCAUAUCACGACUGUAUGCGCAGUACUUCCAAGGAGACCUGAAACUAUAUUCCUUAGAGGGCUACGGCACAGAUGCAGUUAUUUACAUAAAGGCCUUAUCAACAGAAUCAAUUGAAAGACUUCCUGUCUAUAACAAAGCAGCCUGGAAGCAUUACAAAGCAAACCACGAAGCAGAUGACUGGUGCGUGCCAAGCAGCGAGCCCAAAGACAUGACCACUUUCCGCAGUACAUAGCUUUUCAUCAGCAGUGCACAGGAAGUGGUGUCUGUAAAGGGAAUUCGGAAGACCUGCUUUACACCAAGAUGACAAGCCACAGCUGAUAUGUGAAAGUCAUUGUAAGUGGAGUAACAGAACUAAAUUAACUACUCUUUCUGGAAUUAAAAAAAAAAAAAGGCAAACAAAACACUCCAGAAAAACCCCAAACCUGUACAUAUUUUUGUAUUUUAAGUGAGAAGGUCAUGCCUAAUUUAUCCCACUUUCCAUUUUCCACUACUUUUAGCAGCUAAGUCAAGGGAGCAGUAAUUUUGGGUUUUAUAAACACCAAUGCAAUCUGUCGCAUCUGGUGAGAAAUUUAUUAAUUCAUAUAAUUACAAAAUUGUUUUGAAAGAAGAACUAUUGAAAAAGCUCACCAGAGCAUUUCUAUAUUAUACAGUAUUACAGAUUAAUGAAAAACUCAUUCAAGAAAUAAUGAGGAGCUCAUUGCUAUACCUUUGUACCUGUAUAGCACUUUCUAAUCUUUUAAGCAUGCUGAAGGCCGAGUUUGGAAAGUCAGAUAUGUUGCCUACACACAUUGUCUACAUCAAGGUUUUCUGCAGCUGUAGAUAUUACACUUUGGUCUACAGGGAUUUAAAAAAAAACCCAUCAGUUCUACCUGCUACCACUGAUAUAAUGUAUCUCAGGUAUGUGGCAUCAGUCAUAUUUCUGUGGCUGUAAUGUGAAUAUUUAAUACAUGUGAAAAAAACUUACCUUUCCCCCAUCAUUGUGAAUUAGCAAAUAGUAUUGGCUUGUGGACAGUAAAGAUACGGUGUCUUACAUUUGCUUGUAUUUCUGUAGGCAAUAUCCAUGUUCUAGCACUAAGUAAGAUCUCAGACUCUGGUAUGUCAGGUUACAGCUCCAAAUAGAAACUAUUUUAAAUAAACAGAUUUUUACAAUUUGCCCUUAAUAGGGCAACUUUAUUUCUUUGACAGCAGAAACUACUUUCUCAGGAGUAUUUAAAAACAAGUGGAAUUAAGAGUUUUUGAAAAUAUCUAUGUAUUUGUGAUGUGCUUCUAGCCUCAUGUAGUAGCUGGAAGUCACACUUGAACAGAGUAUGUUUACCUUAUUUAUGUUAAUCAGUCAAAGGCAAACUGUUAAAUCAUUCUGG
Molecule: messenger RNA, 2515 nt
Organism: Dryobates pubescens (Downy woodpecker)
Lineage: Eukaryota; Metazoa; Chordata; Aves; Piciformes; Picidae
Gene: PDK1
Product: pyruvate dehydrogenase kinase 1
Exons: 11
Coding region: 160-1386 (408 amino acids)
Biological process (GO): protein phosphorylation; regulation of glucose metabolic process
Cellular component (GO): mitochondrion
Molecular function (GO): pyruvate dehydrogenase (acetyl-transferring) kinase activity
Source: RefSeq, a predicted model, not a curated record